Messenger RNA from Colletes gigas, 546 nucleotides. It is a transcript of the gene RpS12, whose product is annotated as 40S ribosomal protein S12. Gene Ontology annotation, molecular function: structural constituent of ribosome. Bases 94 to 519 code for a protein of 141 amino acids. Gene Ontology annotation, cellular component: ribosome; cytosolic small ribosomal subunit. Gene Ontology annotation, biological process: translation. The record is from RefSeq and is a predicted model, not a curated record. The transcript is spliced from 5 exons. Lineage: Eukaryota; Metazoa; Arthropoda; Insecta; Hymenoptera; Colletidae.
GCCAAUCCGGCACAGAACAACCUAGGUACCGCGUGGUCAAGUGGGCGCCAUUUCUCUUUCUUCAUAAGAAAAGCUCCUCAGUCCAUCAGAAACAUGUCAGACGUUGAAAAUGAUGAUGCCCCUUCUACGAUGGUAGCAGGGGGUGCAAUGGAAGUAAAUUCAGCCCUCCAAGAAGUUCUUAAAAAUGCUCUUAUUCAUGAUGGUGUUGUACAUGGUCUUCAUGAAGCAGCCAAAGCUUUGGACAAGAGACAAGCUAUGCUUUGUAUCUUAGCUGAAAAUUGCGAUGAACCCAUGUAUAAAAAACUGGUUCAAGCAUUAUGCAAUGAACAUCAAAUUCCAUUGAUUAGGGUAGACAAUAAUAAGAAAUUAGGAGAAUGGGCUGGUCUUUGCAAAAUUGACAGUGCUGGUAAAGCCAGAAAAGUUGUUGGAUGCUCGAGUGUUGUCAUAAAGGACUUUGGAGAGGAUACCCCUGCAAAGGAUGCUGUAAUGGAAUAUGUCAAACAAAGUUCUGUACACUGAGAUCUUGUAAUAAAACGUUCUACAUAA